GGAGGGUGGGCAGCUUGGGGGGGAGUAGGAGAAAGCAGCUUGGGCAGGAAGAGCGAGAGACGUCCGAAGAUCGGUGGGAGGGGAUGGGCAUAAUCCUUCCUUACAAUGGCACCCUCACGGGCCCUCCUCCUGCACCGCAUAGCAACCAACGCCUCCGCGCACCUCCCCCCUCCUCCUCACCGCGCCCUCUCCACAGCAGCUUACGCAGCACGUCCUCCUCGCCGAUCAGGCCGCCGCCAAACAGCCCUAUAUCCACGCCCGCCCUCACGCCAUGUUUUCCCCGCAUCAGAGCCCGCUUCUCGCUCGUACUCGGCGGCCCCGGCCUCCGCGCCCGAACCCCCGGACUACCUCAACGAGCGCGAAUUACACAUCUUCAACAAGAUAAGGGCGGAGCUGGAGCCGGUGAAGCUGGAGGUCCAGGAUAUCAGUGGCGGGUGCGGGAGCAUGUAUGGGAUUGAGAUUGAGAGCGAGAAGUUUAGGGGGUUGAGCGUUAUUAGGCAGCAUAAGUUGGUGAAUGAGGUGUUGAAGGAGGAGAUUAAGGGGUGGCAUGGGGUGCAGUUGAGGACGAAGGCUGCGUGAGGAGAUGGGGUGGAGGUGGGUUAUGUAUGUGAGGUGGGUGUAGGAUAUGUGUACGCUUGGGCAGAUAAGGAGGCAGGGCGGGAAUUGCUGGAAUGGGGAGAUGCUGUGUGAGUGUUGUAUAUAUGAAGCGCCGCGAGCAUGAGUGUAAUAUAGUGUUGAGGUUCAAUGGAAUGACGCCGUAGAUCCGUUACUAUUCUAAGCCACUCUUCUGGACUUAA
Molecule: messenger RNA, 797 nt
Organism: Trematosphaeria pertusa
Lineage: Eukaryota; Fungi; Ascomycota; Dothideomycetes; Pleosporales; Trematosphaeriaceae
Product: bola-like protein
Exons: 4
Coding region: 106-579 (157 amino acids)
Source: RefSeq, a predicted model, not a curated record